AUCUGAAGAGCACUUCAAAGAGGGAUUCACAUCACCACACACAUACACACUCACAAAUCAAACUACAGACGAACAAACUAAGAUAUUGAGCUUUUGGUAAAAGAUCGACUCUACUUUGUGGCUGUAUAAAACUUUAAUCAGAACAAACUGCUAUAAACAAGAAGACGCUCGGCGGACUGCGCGAACGAGGAGUCGCAUCAAUCACGCAAAAUGCUGCGAGGCUUCACACCUUCGCACUGAUCGGACUCGGCGCGUUUCGUAAGUCAUCGCUGCGUUCCGUCGAUCUAUUGAACAGUCACUCGGACAGCACUUUCCAAUAAAACCCUAUUUUAAAAGCAGCCUUUCCUGUCCCGAACACAUUUAUCAAUAUCACUGACGCCUCCGGGACCUUCUCCAGCUGUGCCGUCAUAAACCCCGCUGGUUACCGUCACUUUUCAACAUGAUCAACAUCUUUUGCCAAGGGUAGUUGAGAGCAAUGGCAUCUUCUUAUAAACCCUGUGAACUGGAUAUUUGCUUCUCCCACCUCAAGUAAGAGUCAAAGACAAUUUUCUGUAAUCAAGAUGCAGAUUCUUUCAGCUGUUUUGCUCCUGUUCUGUUUGCACAAGUGUUGUUGGAAAGUCACAUGCAGAAGGGUCCAUAUUCCAGAGGUGGGCCUCGUGGACUGGGGGGAGGCUGAAAACGAGGAGCACCCCUCCCCCAGCCCUCGCGUUCUCAACCCCCUGCGCCUUUUCGCCCGAGGAUCCCCUGGGUUCAAGAGCAACAGGAGGGAGAUUACAUAUUUGGAAAACAUCGAGGACUCUUGGGACUGGUUAUCUAACCAGACAGAUGUCAAAGAGGCGCAGAGCAGGACUAAGCGCAGACCUAUUGUGAAAACGGGCAAGUUUAAAAAAAUGUUCGGCUGGGGCGACUUCAACUCCAACAUCAAAACUGUAAAACUCAAUCUCCUCAUUACAGGCAAGAUAGUGGACCACGGCAACGGCACGUUCAGCGUUUAUUUCCGCCACAACUCCACGGGCCUAGGGAACGUCUCCGUGAGCCUGGUGCCGCCUUCCAAGGUGGUGGAGUUUGAGAUCGCCCAGCAGUCCACCCUAGAGACGAAAGACUCAAAAUCUUUCAACUGUCGUAUCGAGUACCAGAAAACAGACCGCAGCAAAAAGACUUCACAUUGCAGCUAUGAUCCGUCCAACACGUGUUACCAAGAAUCCACCCAGAGCCACGUGUCCUGGCUCUGCUCGAAGCCCUUCAAAGUCAUAUGCAUCUACAUUGCCUUCUACAGCACUGACUAUAAACUGGUGCAGAAAAUCUGCCCAGAUUACAACUAUCACAGUGACACGCCGUACGCAUCCACGGGUUAAAAUCCAGUCCGUCCUAGAGAGUGAGAACAGUCAACCUCAUUUUCACCAUCUGAUUUAGAAGCAAUUAAAACAAAUCCAGAUGUUUCGCAUUAGGCUACACUACUGGCCUUGGCCUUUUGUGAUACGGCAGUCAGGACGUUUGACGGCAAAUAACCGAUCAACGCUUUUGUUUAUCGUCUCGCAUCCAUCUCACGGUUUGAGUUCCAUUGGGAAUUUUCUUUUUUUUUCUGAAAACACGCCAUCGCUACUUUUCAAGCUAAUAAAUCACAGACCUACAGAGGAUAGAUUACAUGUGAAACACCUUUUUUAUUGUGAGGUUUAUGUGUGUGUUAGUUUUAUUGAGCAACGUUGCCUCUUGUUCAGCACUAAAUUGUGUGAAGCAUUGACGCAGUUGUCAAGAUAAGUGCGAACGGGUUACAUCAUUCAGCAAAGACAUUACAUACAAAUUACUCUUAGUUAUUUCGCAUUUCACAAAGGAUCUAUGUGUGAAUUGAGACUUGUGUAUAAUUUCAAAGAGUAAUUUGCGACGUCUCACGAGAGCACAAUUCAUUGGACAGGUGGAUUUAGUGAAUCUGGCAGCCGGUUAACAACCCUUUGUCAUGGUCUCGCCACAGAGAUCCACAUUUCCAGGCUCUAAUUAACAUUAAUUAUAGUGGGAAAUUUCACUUACAAACCAUGACAGAAGGGACCGGAGCCAAAAACUGAAAUUUAGCAUGUCAGUCAUGUAGCAAACCUCUAUUCAUGCCAGUGACUUUGGACUGGAAUCAAACUCUUUUCAUGUCCUCUGUUCUUGGAGAAGUGAAAAUGUGUCAGGAGUAAAUACAGACAUUUAUGCAAACGCACAUGAGGGUAAUUUAAUACAAUAUGUGUACUGAGUCUUUCAUAAUUCAAACCUACACGGAGAUCAUUUGAAGGAAUCAUUUUUUGUUUGCGCAUUAUAGUCUAAAUGUCAGUGUGUCACAAUGAACCAGUUGAAAUGCCAUAGUCUGAUAAUCAGAACUGGAAUUCUCAGGUUCCAUAUGUGUGUGUAUGUGUGUGUGUGUGUCCCAAACAGAUUAUGGCCGUUUAUUUCAUUUUUCCCACAUCAAGGGCGACUGAUCUGGAUUGCAGUUCUGCUCGAAGUGAAGAAUCAGAUGGAUAAUUAAUUGUACUGAUACUCUAAUUGUCUUGCCAUGCGAACAUUAGCAUCAAGAACAUGUCAAUACAAAGAUAGCUGUUUAUAACUGUAUUUAGUUUAUAAUCCUGUGUGCAAUUUUGUGAAUAGUGUAUAAAUGUGACUAUAAAACUGUGUGUAUUUUGCCUUUCAAGGAUGAAUUUGUUUCUUUAAUCUAUUGAUCCAGCAUAAACAAUUUUCCUACUUUUGGUGUUUGACAGUUAUAUCAAGUAGAUAUAGAGUUGAGCCAUCUAGCUUGUCACAGCUUUAUUUUUCAGCAAAUUGUACGCUUUAUGUUUGUCCUCAAUAUCUGUAAAAUACAAAAAACGCUCAAGGAAAAUACCUGUGAGCUUCCAGCUUUCUUUUAACCCUCUAUGGCAUGCAUUUGCAACGAUUUAUGAAAUAAUGUUUAAUCAGAAAUUGCUAGUAAAUUUCACAAAGAAAUUGCAAGUAUUAAUUUAAUUAAAUAUUUUUUAAUAAAAAGACAGAAACAGUAUUGUUUUUUUACAUUGUGGAUAAUUUAUUUAUACUUAUAUAUUUCCCUAAAAAACAAAUUCAUGCUCAUAUCAAAAUAUCAUGUGGCUUAAAAACAUUAUAUUAUUGUUUUUUUUUUUUUAAAUGUCCUUUUAUUUCAAACAAUGUCAUUGUUCAUUUUAUCCGCUGAAGGAAAAAUGAACUAUGCCAUAUAGCAGAAUUGCACCAUAGAGGGUUAAUUUAUUGCUUUUAUUCAGUAUGACUGUCACAAAUUUAACCACGUGGCAUAUCCAGACAGUAUAUGUGAGAUUUGUAGUGAAACAUCUGCACAUCCUCCGUCGUUUUUAUGACCGCAUAAAACGCUGAUUCUUGCAAAUAUCCCAUUAGCUCUGGAUAAAAAAAAAAGUUACAUCCUGUAAUGUGUUUCAUUUCAUCAAGCUCUAAUACAUGAUCAUAUUCAA
Labeo rohita (rohu) is the source of this 3443-nucleotide messenger RNA. It is a transcript of the gene nxph2a, whose product is annotated as neurexophilin 2a. Gene Ontology annotation, molecular function: signaling receptor binding. The record is from RefSeq and is a predicted model, not a curated record. NCBI's taxonomy places the organism in Eukaryota, Metazoa, Chordata, Actinopteri, Cypriniformes, Cyprinidae. The coding region runs from base 561 to 1355 and encodes 264 amino acids. The transcript is spliced from 3 exons.